Messenger RNA from Megachile rotundata (alfalfa leafcutting bee), 1353 nucleotides. RefSeq names its product MYC associated factor X (gene Max). Lineage: Eukaryota; Metazoa; Arthropoda; Insecta; Hymenoptera; Megachilidae. Gene Ontology annotation, cellular component: RNA polymerase II transcription regulator complex. Gene Ontology annotation, biological process: positive regulation of transcription by RNA polymerase II. The record is from RefSeq and is a predicted model, not a curated record. Gene Ontology annotation, molecular function: protein dimerization activity; DNA-binding transcription factor activity.
GCUCUACACUUGUUCAAAAUAAAAUCUCUAUUUCGAUAAACCAUUGGUAACUUUUAUGCUUUCCUGUCAAAUCCUUGUGUAUAUGUGUACUGCGUGCUACGUUCAUAUAUAUCACUCGAGUACUGGAUAAGCUCUUUUGUUUACCAAUUACUCGGGCAACCAAGAAAAUUAUAAUGAGUGACGAUGAUCGAGACAUCGACAUUGAGAGUGAUGAAGGCGAUGACUCUGACUCCAGGCAAAGGCAUUCAAACAAUACACAAUAUUAUUCUCAGGCAGAAAAACGUGCACAUCACAAUGCUUUGGAACGCAAACGCAGAGAUCAUAUUAAAGAUAGUUUCUCAAGUCUCAGAGAUUCCGUUCCUGCAUUGCAAGGAGAAAAAGUUGCAAGCAGAGCACAGAUACUCAAAAAAGCUGCUGAGUAUAUACAAUUCAUGCGACGCAAAAAUUCUUCACACCAGCAGGAUAUUGAUGACUUGAAACGGCAAAAUAAUCUUUUAGAGUCUCAAAUUCGAGCACUUGAGAAAGCAAAGAUGACAGGUAACUUUGCAGCUGAGACUUGUGAAGUCACAAAGUCAGAAGGUGUACCAAUGUCAGGAUACAAUGAUACAGAAUCUGAAUCUUCAGACAGUGAAGCAAGCAGGACUGUACGUCAAACAAAAAAACUAAAAGUUGGAGGACUUCAUCAUUGACCAAUACUUUGAUUCAGUUUUUGUUUUCAUGAAAACUAUUCUUUUUUCGUGAUCCAACUCUAUACAAAUAUUUAUUUAAAACAAAAAAAAAAGGGAGGGGUGACUAUUGCUCACUGAAAUCUACAAAGCAAUUUUUCAGUGAAGUCUUGAAUGUCUUAGAGCCAGUGUACAAAAAUAUACAAAAUAUAGGUAAUAUUAUUGCUUAAUUCAAAGAUCUAUGGUAUAGUACAUUGUGAAUACUUUGGAAUAAUCUUGUGAAAUGUUCUAUUUAUAAAUUUAUAGAAAAUUUGGGACUAUUUUGUUGAUUGAAUAAUGAUUCGACGCGAGUUUAUAUCAUAUAAUAAUAUUGUCAAAUACUUUUACUUAUUUUUGGAAUGAAUUGUACUGGUAGAAUAAUCGCUUGAUUGAGUUAAAGCGGUAAGAAAUAUUGAGCUAUUUUACUAAUACAGUUUUAAGUAAUGCAAUGUAAUUUUCUAUCAGUUUCAAUUUCUGAUUUGAUUCCAUUUUCAUAUAAGUAUUUGUUUUUUUUUUUAAUUAUUUAUAGAAAUCAUUAUUUAGUCAUUCCAUCGACUAAAUAUGUGCUCAAUUGUAAUAUUUACAAUACAUUUAAAAUUAUGUUGUCGUUUAAAUAAGAGUUUAAUUAUAUUAAUACAAAUUUUAUUAU